Aphidius gifuensis is the source of this 1308-nucleotide messenger RNA. RefSeq names its product THUMP domain-containing protein 1 homolog. The transcript is spliced from 4 exons. NCBI's taxonomy places the organism in Eukaryota, Metazoa, Arthropoda, Insecta, Hymenoptera, Braconidae. Gene Ontology annotation, molecular function: RNA binding. The record is from RefSeq and is a predicted model, not a curated record. Gene Ontology annotation, biological process: tRNA modification. The coding region runs from base 408 to 1295 and encodes 295 amino acids.
UUAUUUUUUAUUAACUAUUAUUUAUUUCACUACAAAUCUUUUCUCUACUGAGAAACUUUUUUUUUUAUCAUAAAUCCAGACCUUUUCCCCACUUUUACAUGCAUAUGUACUUAACACACAUACAUAUGUACAUAAAUAUACCUAUAAUACUCUCUCUCCACUCUGCGCCAGUCAGGAUGUUGCCAUUUUAUUUUUUUUUUUCUGAAAAAGGCUGCGUUCUAAAGUUGCAUGUUUUCUUUUUUUUUUCUUUCAGACGGUAAAAAAAUUUUUUGUUGUGGUAGUCGUGGAGUGAAAAAUAAUAACCAUAACAACAAAUAAUAAUAAUAAUAAUUAUUAUAAAAAUUAAAAAAGAGCAGUAAACAGUAAACAAGUGAUAUUUCAAAUAUUAAAAUUGUCAAAAAAGGAUAAUGGAGGGCCAAAAGAGAAAAUGGAAUAAUUAUUACUCAAAAGAUCAAAGAAAAAAAAAACAAGCAUACAUAGAAAGUGGAAUGAAAGGCUUUCUUUGUACAUGCAAUUUUCGUGAAAAAGAAUGUAUUAAAGAUGCAUACAAGUUGCUUGAAAAAUUUGAAUCUGAGCUGAUAAAUGAUGACAAUAGUGUUGCUGUUGUAACUAAAGAUAAUCAACAAUGUCAAACAUCUCAACAAAAUAAUAAUAAUCAUGAUGAUGAUGAUGAUGUAUCAGAUGCAUUGAAUAAAGAACUUGAUGAAUUAAAAAAACAAUCAGACAAAUCAGCUGUUGCUAAAAAAUUUCAGUAUAUUGAUACCGGUGUUAAAAAUUGUAUUUUCAUAAGUACAACCCUGGCAAAUCCACUUGAUUUGGCCAUGAAAAUAUUUCAAGAUUUGGAUGAAACAAAACAAGGAAAAAGUCGAUUUCUUCUGAGACUUGUACCAAUUCAAUUAAUUUGCAAAGCAAACAUUGUUGAUAUUAAAGCUAAAUCAGUUGAAUUAAUUGAACAAUAUUUUACAAAAACACCAAAGACAUUUGCUAUUGUUAUCAAUCGACAUUACAAUAAUAGUCUUCAAAGAUCAGAUGUUAUUGAAACAGUUGCUGCUAUGAUAUGUGAAAAAAAUAGUGAAAACAAGGCAGAUUUGUCAAAUCCAGAUAUUGCCAUUGUUGUUGAAAUAAUUAAGGGUCAUUGUCUUAUUUCAAUUGCACCUCAUUAUUUUAAAUAUAAAAAAUAUAAUUUAUUGGAAUUAUGCAACAUCAAAGAAGAAACAGUUCAAUCAUCAUCAUCAACAACAACAACUUGUGAUAAUGAAAAUGAGCCAAAAAAUGUUGAUGAUAUGAUAAAUUGAUGAUUCACUAAAA